Xiphias gladius (swordfish) is the source of this 1307-nucleotide messenger RNA. It is a transcript of the gene foxl2l, whose product is annotated as forkhead box L2-like. The transcript has a single exon. Gene Ontology annotation, biological process: regulation of transcription by RNA polymerase II; cell differentiation; anatomical structure morphogenesis. The record is from RefSeq and is a predicted model, not a curated record. Lineage: Eukaryota; Metazoa; Chordata; Actinopteri; Istiophoriformes; Xiphiidae. The coding region runs from base 17 to 829 and encodes 270 amino acids. Gene Ontology annotation, molecular function: DNA-binding transcription factor activity, RNA polymerase II-specific; RNA polymerase II cis-regulatory region sequence-specific DNA binding.
AGCAGACACCUGAGCCAUGGAUGCGGAGGAGAAAUCCCCCGCCGACCACGGAGCGCAGUUCCUGGACAUCAGCUCCAACUCGCCCCCUCCCGAGCUCGAAGGUGCGGCGGAGCCCGGUCAGCGGGAGAAGCCGCCGUAUUCAUACGUGGCUCUCAUCGCCAUGGCCAUUAAGGACAGCCACGACAAGAGGCAAACCCUGAGUGGGAUAUAUGAUUUCAUCAUCUCCAAGUUCCCCUACUAUGAGAAAAAUAAAAAAGGGUGGCAAAACAGCAUAAGGCACAAUUUGUCUCUCAAUGAGUGUUUUGUCAAGGUGCCCAGGGAGAGCCGAGGGGACAGGAAGGGCAACUAUUGGAUGCUGGACCCCGCCUUUGAGGACAUGUUUGAGAGGGGGAACUACCGCCGGCGGAGGAGGGUGAGGAGACCUUACAGACCCCCGACCGUGCCUUACCUGACCGCGAAUCACGUGGAAUGUCCCGAGCCGCUCUACCUGCCGCCGUACGUGAGCGGCUCCUGGGGUCUGUGCCAGCCCGGCUCGUCCCAGCCGACCGCAUACCCGACACCCCAGGUGAUCACCGGACACACACGCAGCUUGUCCCCCGGCGGCCCGAUGAGCUCCUACUGCCCUCCCUCGCACUUCCACCACCCUCCCUACGGCUCUUACCACCGCCACCUGCCCGUGCUGGUCCCCCACAACGGGUGUCCCUACGGCGGAGUGACCCAGCCGAUGAGCCCCGACGGAGGCACCGUCUCCGUGGCGUGCAACUACCAGCAGUUCACCUCGUAUGCUCGGCAAGCGGAGGCGCAGCUUUCGCAUUCAUUUGACCAGUAGGUUUGUGAGUUAUUUUAGCAAUUGACAACCAGUUCAGAGACUCGACGUUCACCUGUUUCACCAUUUCAGUUCGGCUGUCUCUCGUUUGUCAAGUUAACGCCGUUGUUUGGUACUUUGACAAGAUGUACAUUUGUUGACUAUGGGAAACGGUUUCAUAAGUUUUUGGUUUUUGGUUAACCUUUUUUUUUUCUGGUAGCAUCCACUUUCAAAUGACAAGGAAUGACUGUCGUCGAUCAACUCAUUGCAUUUUUGCUUCGUGAAAGGCACCGAUCAAGUGUGAACUGCAGGAAGAGAGUUGAUUUAAGUCUGAGCCUCAGCUUAUGCCUUAUUUUGCAACCCAAUAAACUUGUUUUUUUUAAUUACUUUCUUAUUUUUCAUUUUUGAACGGGCCAUACAUGUGUAACUAUGUUAUUUAUUUAUUUUCUCUGCUUUUAUCAAAUUCCCUCGAGCUGCUAUGCAACAGUUGUUGACACUGAAG